AUGAUACCUGCGGAAGAGCAAAAUCACUGCUUUGUUCCAGUUCGAAGAAUCUUAAACGACGACGAUUUAAACCUAUUUCGUGAAGGAGAGGCCUAUCGCUCAAUCGAUUCGUUUAUUUGCGACCUCAAUGAAAGUGUCCAAGACAAGCCAAUUUCAGCAGAGGUAAAGCUGAGUCCGUCAAUCGAGUACAUUCUACUGAUACUGAAAAGAGUCGAAGAAAUUCAAAAUUUGAACCCGCCUGUUGAAAACAAAGGCUCUCGAUUUGGGAAUCCAGCAUUCGAGUCCUUUUACGAUCAAGUCGAAUGCGAAACUCCUACGCUACACGCAGCGUUUGGGCUGGAAGAAAAUGCAAUUGCAGAGGCAGGAAAGUAUUUUUAUGAAAGCUUUGGUAAUAGAAAGAGAAUUGAUUACGGCAGCGGUCAUGAACUCAAUUUUAUGACUUGGCUCCUUGCCUUGCGAAAAUUAGAAAUCAUAUCAAAAGAAUAUUAUCCAGCUAUCAUUCUUCGGGUUUUUGUGCGCUAUAUUCAUUUGAUGAGAUUGAUCCAGUCAACCUACUUCUUGGAGCCUGCCGGCUCGCACGGCGUGUGGGGAUUAGACGAUUUUCACUUCCUUCCCUUUCUAUUUGGAUCUUCCCAGUUGGUACAUCACAAGUAUUUGCGCCCGAAACAUGUACGUGACAACGAAAUUCUAGAAAUGUGCGGCGACGACUACAUGUAUUUGGGAUAUGUUCGAUUCAUUAAUGAACUGAAGCCAGACGUUUCGUUACGAUUUCAUUCCCCUAUGAUUGAUGAUAUUUCUAGCGUAAAGACAUGGGCAAAAGUAAAUGAAGGUAUGAUAAAAAUGUAUCGAGCCGAAGUUCUUUCCAAGCUUCCUAUAAUGCAACAUUACUUAUUUGGACAUCUAAUUCCAGCAACGCCUACCAUGUCCGCGGCUCCUCAAGAAGGCGAGGACGCUGAAGCCAGCCAUACCCACUCAACGUACGCAGACUGUUGUGGAAUUAAGGUCCCUAGUGCGAUUGCUGCGUCAAAAGUCGGCUGGCGUCGAGUGCCGUUCGACUGAACAAGUGUUAUGAUACAACUUUGAAAAACAAAAUAUACCUUUCCUACUUGAAUAUUGCUAUUUAUUUUAUGAAUUGUGUUCCACUGUAAUUUUAUUAAUUGAAUUUCCACAUAUUUGUUGCUUUACCAUGCGACUCCUCUUAUAAAUGCACCUGCUUAAAAGCAAAAUGAAGAAUAUUUGACACGAGU
Molecule: messenger RNA, 1247 nt
Organism: Schizosaccharomyces octosporus yFS286
Lineage: Eukaryota; Fungi; Ascomycota; Schizosaccharomycetes; Schizosaccharomycetales; Schizosaccharomycetaceae
Product: phosphotyrosyl phosphatase activator
Exons: 1
Coding region: 1-1059 (352 amino acids)
Biological process (GO): mitotic spindle organization
Cellular component (GO): cytoplasm; nucleus; protein phosphatase type 2A complex
Molecular function (GO): peptidyl-prolyl cis-trans isomerase activity; protein tyrosine phosphatase activator activity
Source: RefSeq, a predicted model, not a curated record